CCAUCAGUUUGUCUUAACUAGUUACGAUUUAGUAUUUUAAUUGAGCGUCUCUUAUUUUAAAUCUAGUAGAUUUGAAUUUAAAAUGAUUUUACCCAAAUUACAAUUGAUAAAUGUGUUGAUUAGAAAGACUCAGUUGUUGCAAGAAACAAUUGACAAAUUACUUCAGCUGUUCAUUUGUAAAGUUUUCUAGUUUUGAUUGUUUUUGGUUUUACUAAUUUUUGCCUGUUGAUUAUCUCGCUCGAAUAUUUAAUUUAGCAUCAUGGAACCAUGGAAUUAUCUUAAUGGUGAAAUUUCUUAUCACGGUGAAAGUGGUGAAAUUAGUGAGUGUCCAAAGUGUCAUGUGUAGACAAGAGAAACUUAUUGGUAAAUUAUCGGUCUUCAGUGAUUAGUGCCUUUAGUAGCCAAUUUGUUUAUCAUAAAUAGUAAUUGGUCAAAGUGGUCAAUCAGUUUGUCUUUACUAAUAUUGAUUUUAUAGUACAUGUGUUUUAAUUGAUUGUUUUUCAUUUUAAAUUAAGUUGAUUUUCAUUUUAACUAAAUAAUACAUGUGUUGAUUAGAAACACUCACAGUUGUAUCAAGAAACAAUUAGUAAGACACUUCAGCUGUUCAUUUGUAAAGUUUUCUCAUUGUGAUUAUUUUUCGCUUUUAAUGAUUUAUUGAUUAUUAAUUGUUUAUUUCUCCUUCGAAAAUUUGUUCAUUAUAAUGGAAUCAUCGAAUUAUCUUAAUGGUGAAAGUGCUAAUCGAUGUGAAAGUGGUGAAUUUAGUGAGUCCAAAGUGUCAUGUGUUGACCAGAAAAACUCAUUGACUCCCCCUGGUAAAUUAAUGGCCUUUAGUGAUCAUUGUGAUGCCGAUAGCAAGAUUAGUACAAGUGAUUGGAUUAAAGUAGAAACUGGUAAUUUAUUACCUCAGGUUGAUGUGAGCAGUUAUGAAAAUGAAAUAAAUUUGGCGAAAUCGAUUGAAGCUGCUUCGGUUGUGAGUAACGUCGCUCUAUUGAAAUUAAACUCGAAUCGAGAAUCAAUCAAGUUACUAAGAAGAUCUUUAAAAGUGCUUGGACGUAAUCUCAAGUCAACUAAGGUCAGAAAAAGUUAUGAUAGAAAAGCAAACAGUAAAUCCUCUACAGAAUCAAUAGAAGAAUUUGUUGAUCAAGAUUAUCAAGAUUAUCAAGAUUAUCAAGAUAAUCAAGAUAAUCAAUCCGCUGAUGAGAGCGAAAGUGAAACUGAAAUAAGAAAGAAAAACACACGAAAAUGUAAGACCCUCGAAAAAGAUGUUUACAGGGAGAAUCUUUAUGACCAAUACGAUCCGAAAUUCGCGAAACGAUUUCCUCUCGUCAUUAAAGGCCUUCAGGACUUUUGGUUCUAUAACGGAAUUUUUAUUCAAAAUGGGUGUUCAGUGAAAUCGCCACUACCAAGUUAUCUUGAUCCUCGAAUCUUUUCCCGUGUACAAAAUGAAGUACCUUGGCCUGAAUCGGAUCUCGAACCAUUGUUGGCCCCGUUCCUAUCUGAUAAAAUAAAGAGACGGGUUCUCAAAGGGAUGUCACAAGGAAAACUCUACAACAUUGAUUACAAGCGAUUAGGUCUAAUCUUCACUAAACGAAUGAGAAUGCAAAGUGAUCGAUGGACCAGAUGUCCAUUAUGUGUGAAAGAAUACAUUGGAAAGGCUAACGUUAUAAGACACAUGGAAACUUUGCAUUCGAAUUUCACUUGUUUCUGUGGUUCAUGUGGACGAAUCUAUUUACGAAGAGGUAUUUGUUUUUCUCACGAUUGUCCACAAAGGCGAAAGGGACCUGAUGGUCAAACCCACCAUUCUAAUCAUUAACCGAAACUCCAGCUCUCAACAGUGUGACUACUUAUUCUGACUCGAUUCUCUACAAUAAUUAACUUUGGAACAAAUUAAAUAAUUUCUUUUUUUUCAACAAAA
Molecule: messenger RNA, 1915 nt
Organism: Panonychus citri (citrus red mite)
Lineage: Eukaryota; Metazoa; Arthropoda; Arachnida; Trombidiformes; Tetranychidae
Exons: 2
Coding region: 701-1813 (370 amino acids)
Source: RefSeq, a predicted model, not a curated record